AUGCAUAUCUCAGCUAUGGUUGUUUCGGCUCUGGCCGCUGUCGCUUCAGCCGUCGACGUCCAGGUCGUCUCCGUCGCCUCGACUAACAACUCCCUCAAGUUCUUCCCCGAUAAGAUCAACGCUGCCGUCGGUUCCAUGGUUCAGUUCCAAUUCCGCGGCGGCAACCAUUCCGUCGUACAGUCCAACUUCGACAACCCGUGCAUCCCCAUUUCCAGCGUCAACACCUCUGCCAAGGGCAUCUACUCUGGUUACCAGCCCGUCGCCGCCUCCGCCGCUAAGGGCCAGAUUCCAGUCUUCACCGUCAUGAUCAACUCUGCCACGCCCAUGUGGCUGUACUGCUCUCAGGGCAAGCACUGCCAGAACGGUAUGGUUAUGGUCAUCAACGAGAACACCAAGGCGAACGCCACCCGCAGCAUUGAGAACUACGCCAAGGCCGCGAAGAAGGUCGCCCAGGCCCAGGCCCCCGGCGGCGGCGCGGCAGGCGGCUCCAACGGUGGCGGUUCCGCUUCCCCCACUGGCGGUGCCGGCGGCGGUUCCAACAAUGGCGGCGGCUCCGGCAACGGCGGCGGCUCCAACAACGGUGGCUCCAAUGGCGGCGGCUCCUCGACUACCCCGUCGUCCCCUCCCACCGCCGGCGCGGUUACCCUCAGCGCACCCGGCACCCUUUUGCUCGCUCUCGGCGCUACCUUCUUGCUCAUGUAA
This is a messenger RNA of Colletotrichum orchidophilum, 702 nucleotides long. Its product is annotated as extracellular serine-rich protein. The record is from RefSeq and is a predicted model, not a curated record. Lineage: Eukaryota; Fungi; Ascomycota; Sordariomycetes; Glomerellales; Glomerellaceae. The coding region runs from base 1 to 702 and encodes 233 amino acids. The transcript is spliced from 3 exons.